This is a messenger RNA of Syzygium oleosum, 1669 nucleotides long. RefSeq names its product FBD-associated F-box protein At5g18780-like. Gene Ontology annotation, molecular function: protein binding. NCBI's taxonomy places the organism in Eukaryota, Viridiplantae, Streptophyta, Magnoliopsida, Myrtales, Myrtaceae. The transcript is spliced from 4 exons. The coding region runs from base 73 to 1461 and encodes 462 amino acids. The record is from RefSeq and is a predicted model, not a curated record.
CGGAGCCCUACAUGUGAAAUCUAUCGGGAAGCUGAAUUUGGCCGAAACUGAAGCUGAAUUUCGCGAUCGUCGAUGGAUUCUCCGUCUCCAAAGAGGCCCCACGCUGAAUUUGAAUCCCAAUCCGACGACAAGGAUCGGAUCAGCUGUUUGCCCGAAGAAGUUAUAGGCCGUAUAUUAUCUCGAUUGACAUUUAGAGAAGCACAAGCGAUUUGUGUUCUUUCCGGGAGAUGGAGGCACUUGUGUACUUCUCUGGUCACCGACCUUGAUUUGGACCGGUUGGACUUAUCGGAGAAGAUGGAAGAUAAACCCGAAUUGGCAGAAAAGGAGAGGGCGAGAUACGUGGAAUGGGUGGACAAUGUCGUGCAUCGUCAAAGUGGAGGAGAUCACGCUUUACGUAGAUUUGCGUUACGCUUUGACCUGAAUAUGUCAUAUAAGUCUCGCAUCGAUCGGUGGAUUAGGUUUGCAUUGGCAAAGCAAGUUAAAGUUCUCGAACUAGAUUUCCGGCCCGUGUCUACGGAGGAUUUGCUGGGUGGUUGCUUGCCAUAUUUGUUAGGGCAUGAGACACUUAUGGAUGCUGAUGUUAGGUGUCCACACUUGGGCCCUUCUAUAUCUUGGCAUGUUGGAUUUACGUAUCUUGAAGAGCUAUACUUGAAGAGAGUAAUUGUGGAUGGAGAAUUCAUUGAGCAACUGCUUGCCAAUUGUCCGGUUCUAGAGCGAUUGACAUUGAAUGACGCUCGUACUUUGAAUAGGCUUAGAGUUUCUGGCCAAUCACUUAAACUGAAAUACAUGCGCAUAGCAUGUUGUGACGAUCUUGAACAUGUUAGGAUUUACGACACGAAUCUUGUGUCCUUCACUUUCGUGGGACGGCAAUGUCUAUUGCGUUUGAACAAGCUCCCCCAGCUAUCUGAGGUGUCUAUGGAUGGAUGUCUAUUGAAGCUUGUGCAUGAAUGGUUGCCUAAGCUUUCAAGUCUUCCUUUUCUGCAGAUUCUCAAACUUGAAUUUAUAUAUUCACGUAGAUAUCACCAGCGUAUUCCUCAUCAACUACCUAAAUUGACAAGUGUCAAGCAAUUGCAACUGAGAGUUAAAGGAACCGGAGAUUUGAGUCUACUUCCGUUGACUGUCGUGAUCGAGGCAUGUCCCUACUUGCGGAGUUUUGUGUUUGAGUUGACAGACCCAUGGUGGAUACCAAACGGGGAGGGAAGAGAACUGGAAAGAGUUGUUAGACCUCUCCAUCGAUACCUAAAGGAGGUUGCAUUUUACAAUUAUUAUGGCCGACCUUGUGAUCUCGAACUAGUGACUUACCUUAUCGCGAGUGCCAUUGCUCUUGAGAAGUUAGUGGUGAAUACCUGUGACAAAGAAUAUGUCUCGGGCGAAUGGAAAAAGUUGAAAGAACCUAGAGAACGGGCUUUGCAACAACUCAAGGGAAAGGUACCUUUAAAGAUUGAUCUGGUUAUUAAUUAACGAAACCCGAGCCUCGUGGUAUUCAUAGAGGUGAUACGGAUGGCUAUUAUUUUGCAACCUACUCCUCUUCCCCUUUUCAAGGUUCUCCUUUUUUUGUUACUGCGGAUAUAGUUUGUUUAUUUCCUGAUUUUAUUUUGGGUUUAUAAGUUAUGUAAUGACUCAAAGGCCAUGAAUAAUGGAUGUUCCUGCAUUUCUCUAAGUCAUUUUA